This is a messenger RNA of Malania oleifera, 3981 nucleotides long. RefSeq lists its product as uncharacterized. Lineage: Eukaryota; Viridiplantae; Streptophyta; Magnoliopsida; Santalales; Ximeniaceae. The record is from RefSeq and is a predicted model, not a curated record. The transcript has 27 exons. The coding region runs from base 96 to 3635 and encodes 1179 amino acids.
GUGUUUCUUUUCAGGCAAAGGGCGGGGUUUCUGUUUCAUUUUCACACGCUUGCGCUCAGCCCAAGUCAUUUGGCUUUUGAUUUGCGCAUGCCGGCAUGGAGGAAGCAGCGUCGUCGUCGGCGAAGGCAUGGAGGACGGCCUUUUUGACCCUGAGAGACGAAACUCUAACAUCUCCUCGCGUCUCCAUCCCUAAGCUACUUCAACAUCUCAUCUUCACCCAAUCCCACUCUUUGGUAGCGGCUGCCCCCAACCUCCCACCCCACGAGGUCACAUCCGAUGUGAUGUUCCUGGUGGAAUUGGCUGCUACUUCUGAAUUCGAAGAUUCGAUCAAUGCCAUUAUAAACACAUGCUACUUGAUCCAUGAAGUUUCUCGACGAGUUUCCCUGGAAAUUAAUUCGUCUUAUUGGGAUCUCAUGCUCGACUCUCUUGGAAAGAUGGUUGAUUUUCUUCUCUACGAAGCUGGUACAAAAAGAGUUUCCCCAGUGAAUACCGCUGGAAUUGGAGUUCUGACGCAGUGUUUAGAUACUAUAAGAUAUCUUAUGAGAGCAUAUCACAAGAAGUGUUCGCUGCACGAACACGUACUGUUAAUGAAAUUUCUCCUCCGCAUUGUUGCAUUAUCUCAUGCAGAAUUGUCUUUCUCAUGUUGUUCAAGUGGUAUUGCCACAACUGGGAAAGGUUUACCCCAAUACUGUGGUUUAUGGGAUAUUCAAACUACUGCCUUUACCAUGAUUGGUGAAGUAUUAUCAAGAGUUGGGCCAUCUUUACCGUUCAAGAUUUGGCAAUCAACAGUUGAGGUUCUUAGGAAAGUCAUGGAUGUAUUGGCAUCUAGAAGCCUGCUUGUGGAAGACAGCAUAAUGUCCAGGUUUUAUGCAUCUCUUCUGCAUUGUCUGCAUUUGGUCCUUGCAGAUCCUAAGGAUUCCCUUUCAGACCAUGUGGCUGGUUUUGUAGCAGCAUUGCGGAUGUUCUUAAUUUAUGGUCUUCCAGAUAGACCCCAACCUGUCAGGCCACUUGCUGGUUAUAAUGAGAAGAAACUUAGUUCUAGGACCCUUGAGUUAAAUUUGGAAGAAUCAAGAAUGACUGAUUGUGGUCCAUAUAGGCCUCCACAUUUACGUAAGAAGGAUAGUGCAAAUUCACAUCGGCAGAAAGCUUGGCAAUCUCAGGGGUUUUCAGAUCAUGAAUCUUCAUUGGUUGAUUUUACAUCAUCUGAUUCGGAUUACAGUGACAGUGAUACAUCAGCAAAAGAUACUGAUUGUGUUCAAAGCUCUAAGGCUAGAGUAGCUGCCAUUAAUUGCAUCCAGGAUCUUUGUCAAGCUGAUCCCAAGUCAUUUUCUGCUCAAUGGACUAUGCUUUUGCCUACCAGUGAUGUAUUACAGCCAAGGAAGUAUGAAGCCACUCUAAUGACAUGCUUACUGUUUGAUCCAUUUUUAAAGGCACGCACUGCGUCAGCAUCAACUCUUGUUUCCAUGUUGGAUGGGCCUUCAUCUGUUUUUCUGUGUGUAGCGGAGUAUAAAGAGUCCACAAAAUGUGGAGCUUUUACAGCACUUUCUAAUGCCCUUGGUCAGAUACUGAUGCAACUUCAUACAGGUGUUCUGUACUUAAUCAAGUGUGAAACACAUUGUGGAUUGCUUGCAUCCUUGUUCAAAAUUCUCACACUUCUCAUAAAAUCCACACCGUAUUCAAGAAUGCCUGUUGAGCUGUUGCCAACUGUUAUUACAUUUCUCUGUGGGAGGAUUGAAGAAGGGUUCACAUUUAAAAGUGAUCAGAAUGGUCUGAUGGUUCUUGCUAUUAGUUGCUUGGCAGCAGCUUUUUCUACAUCACCUUCUUCAUUGCAUGUUAAAGCAAUGCUUUUAAAAGAAAUAUCAACAGGUCAUGGUGAGGCUCAAGGGAAGCCAGGUGUUCUUUUGACAUUAUUCCAAUAUUCUGGACGUGUUGCAAACCUGACAGUAAGCUUUGAGGCUCUCCAGGCCCUUAGAGUUGUGUCACACAGUUACCCGUCCAUAAUGGUUGCUUGCUGGGAACAGGUUUCUGCUGUUGUUUAUGGUUUUUUUAGGCUAGGUAGCCUUGAAGUUUCUACAAGAUCAUGGAAGGGCCAUGAUGGAAAUCCUACUGGGUCAAUUGGUGAAAAAGUUAUUACAGCUGCUAUUAAGGUUUUGGAUGAAUGUCUUCGGGCAAUAUCCGGGUUUAAAGGAACUGAGGAUAUUUCAGAUGAUAGAUUGCUGGAGACUCCAUUUACUUCUGAUUGCAUUAGGACAAGGAAAAUUUCAUCUGCUCCAUCUUAUGGAGUAGAGUGUGUGAAAGAUGCUGAACACAAACCAAAUGGGUGUUGUCCAGGAAUUGAACAGUGGCAUGAAGCAAUGGAUAGGCAUAUCCCUUUGAUUUUACAACAUAAUUCUGCUAUGGUGAGAGCUGCUUCAGUCACUUGUUUUGCGGGUAUGACUUCCUGUGUUUUCUUCUCUCUCUCAAAGCAGAAACAGGGUUUCAUUAUUUCUUCAUUGAUUGAUGCUGGUGUAAGUGAUGAAGUUCCUUUGGUAAGAUCGGCUGCAUGUCGAGCCAUUGGUGUCAUUGUAUGCUUCCCGCAAAUUUCUCAAAGUGCAGAGAUCCUUCAUAAAUUUAGCCAUGCUGCUGAACUUAACACGCAUGAUCCUUUAGUCUCGGUGCGAACAGCAGCCUCUUGGGCUUUGGCAAAUAUAUGUGAUUCUCUCAGUCGUAUUAAUGAUGAACAUUUAGAAGGUUCAAGCUCUCAAUUAGUGGUACAAUUGACAGAGUGCGCUUUGCGUCUAACUAAAGAUGGUGAUAAGAUCAAGUCAAAUGCCGUGAGAGCUCUUGGCAAUCUUUCUAGAUUUGUCCAAUAUCAGGGUAUAUCAGGUGCUUAUGAGAGGCCAAACAACUGCAUGAGUUUGGCUCUAAAACCCAAUGGCUCUGAGAUGUUGCCACUGAGCAGUGAACUGAAAGUAACUCAUAAUUUCUUAUCAAGUUCACACCAUCCUGCUUGUGGAGGAGAUUCGGAUUUGCUGGAUAGAAUGGUGCAGGCAUUUCUUUCUUGUGUUACAACUGGAAAUGUGAAGGUCCAAUGGAAUGUUUGUCAUGCAUUGAGCAACUUAUUUUUGAAUAAGAAGUUAAGACUGCAGGAUUUGGAAUGGGCUCCAUCUGUAUUUAAUAUUCUGCUACUGCUGCUUCGUGACUCUUCUAAUUUUAAGAUCAGGAUACAAGCUGCUGUUGCGUUGGCUGUGCCAUUUUCAGUACAUGAGUAUGGGAGAUCAUAUUCAGAUAUUGUCCAAGGUCUGCAGCGUAUACUUGAGAAUAUGGAUUCAGACCAAAUUCCAACCCCAUCAAGUUUCAAGUAUAUGGUUAUGCUAAAAAAGCAGCUGACAUCAACGAUGUUGCAUGUGCUUAGCCUUGCUUCAGGCACUGAGCAUGAACCUCCAAAAGAUUUUCUUGUGAAAAAAGCUUCAUUCUUCGAGGAGUGGUUUAAAGUCCUGUGCUCAUCAUUGGGUACUGUGUCCGAGGCUGACCUUGAGAAUCAGAAGAAAGAAAUGAUAACCCGGGCAAUACAAUCACUAAUUGAAGUAUAUGAAGGAAGAAAUAAUAAAGCAAAUGCAGAGAGAUUUAAGAGCCUGGUCAACAGCAUGCAAUAAAUCACUUGGUCAUACUUCAUACUUGAUGUAUUUGUUCUUCUGUAUUCUCUUCUUGUAAAUUAAGGAAUGAACAUAUUCGUGAUAAGUUAGGUGUAGCUCCUAUAGAAGAUAAGAUAAGGGAGGGACGACUCAGAUGGUAUGAACACUUACAACGUAAGCCAAAUAGUGCACCUGUAAGGAAGAGUGACUUAAUUACUGUGAGGGACAGUAGAAGGGGUAGGGGUAGACCUAAAAUAACAUGAGAGGAGAUAGUGAGUAAGGAUUUAAUAUCCUUGAAUCUAUGGUCCAUGAUCGCAUAAAUUGGCAGAAAAGGAUUCAUAUAAUCGAUCCCACUUAGUGAGAGUAA